Kwoniella mangroviensis CBS 8507 is the source of this 360-nucleotide messenger RNA. RefSeq lists its product as uncharacterized. The coding region runs from base 1 to 360 and encodes 119 amino acids. NCBI's taxonomy places the organism in Eukaryota, Fungi, Basidiomycota, Tremellomycetes, Tremellales, Cryptococcaceae. The record is from RefSeq and is a predicted model, not a curated record. The transcript has a single exon.
AUGCGAGAAGAUUCUACAAAUAGAUAUAAUGGUGAUGGAUCGUAUGAUACUGAGAGGUAUGAACAUGGAUUAUAUACAUCGUGGGAAAAAGCUAGAGAAGCUGCUUUGGGACUAGUAGAUGAAGAGUUUGAAGGUGAUAAAGAUGAUUAUGAGAGAUACGAGGUGUCGGAUGAAAAAGAGAAUGAGAAUUAUGAAUUGAAUGUGAGAGACAUGGAAGGUGAUGAGUACAAGAUAUGGAUUGAAAAGAAAGAGGUGAAAGGGAAAGCUCCAUCCGGACCGAAAGGUAAAGCCAAGGGAAGGGAGAAGCCACCAUCGAAACCUCAGGCAAAGGUGCAAGCGAAGAAGAAGGGAAACGAGUGA